Messenger RNA from Fusarium keratoplasticum, 1002 nucleotides. RefSeq lists its product as uncharacterized. The transcript has a single exon. Bases 1 to 1002 code for a protein of 333 amino acids. NCBI's taxonomy places the organism in Eukaryota, Fungi, Ascomycota, Sordariomycetes, Hypocreales, Nectriaceae. The record is from RefSeq and is a predicted model, not a curated record.
AUGGCGACCCUUGUACUAUCCGACUCUCUUCCCUCUACAACUCUUGCUCAGCUUGAGGUCGGCACAUUCCUCGAAAACAUAGCAGUGCGCUCAAAUGGAGAUCUACUCGUGACCAAAUUGUGGCCUUCAGCUGCUAUAUACACGAUCCGAGCCCCAUGGGAACGUCAUAAUACACUCGAACAAGUCAUCUCAAUCCCUUCCAUCCAGAGCAUUUAUGGCCUUGCCCAGGUCGCACCGAGCCGUCAAGGUGUCGAGACAUUCAUUUUUGUCGGCGGCAACUCUACAGCCCCAGGAGGCACCGUAACUGGUUCGUUUGGUGCGUGGGCCAUCGACUUUGAAUCACCCGGAGGGGAAGUCAAGGUCAGGAAAAUCAGCGAUAUGAGCCUCCAGAGCAAAUUCCUCAAUGGCGUCACAGCCGUUCCGGGCAUAUCCAAUGUGGUUCUUGUGGCCGAUUCUGCUAACGGCCUUGUCGGCCGUCUUGAAUUGACCACGGGCAUCUUUGAUACCUCGACGUUCCGUUUCCCCCUUGAGAUGGACCCGGUUGAGGGUGCGAGGUUGCCCAUUGGCGUUAACGGCAUUCAGGUCCGCAACGAAAAUCUCUACUGGACCAAUUCAUUUCAAGCUUGCAUCUACUGUAUUGCAAUCACUCCUACCGGGUUCCCUGCUAGGUAUUCAGGACCGGAGCUUGUUGCCAAUUUAUCCAAAGGCGUCAACUUUCUGGAUGAUUUCGCCUUUGACGUCGACGGCAACAUCUAUGCAUCCACCAACCUUGACAACUCGAUUGUCUUUAUCGACGCCCAAUCCAAAGAGUGGAAGACGGUUGUGGGGGGUAUCGGAGAGAUGACUGUGGCCGGCUCUACAUCUGUUGCGUUUGGUCGAAGGGCCAAAGAUAAAGGAGUCCUCUACGUGAGCACAUCUGGAGCAAUCGCGACUCCCAUCAAUGGGACCGAGAUUGAAGGCGCCAAGGUUGUUGCUGUUGAUACUAGGCUUCGAGAAAUGUGA